AUGUAUGACACCGGAGACGCGCUGCUGCAGGCCGGCGGCACGGUGGGAGCGUGCAUCCCAGCCGAGAUGUGGCUCCUGCUCGCUGCGGCCAACCAUCAGCAGCACCAGCAGCAUCAGCAUCCCACAACAGCAACGGUGGAGAGGCUCGGUGCGGAGUUGGCACGUGGCGCGCUGCAGGCUGUGACGGCGCAUGUCGCGACGGUUGAAAGUGGCGUGGCGGAGGAGACGUCGGCGGAGAAUUGCGCCGCUCUACUCACCGCGUUGGCUUCGAUGCAUUACUUGGCAACAUACUUCACACUCGUUGGAACUGCGACCAAAGAGGGGGGUAAUGAGGAUGAGGAUGCACUAUCGCUGCUGGGCUCAGCGAGUGCAACACGACGUGGGUUGCAGGAGCUGCUGGCGAAGAGCGUGUUGACAUCAGAAGGGCUCCGGCAUGCGUUUCUUCGUUUGCGUAACAGUCCGAGCGGUGUCUCUGCUGCUGCUGCGGAUGAGUGGAACAUUGCCACGCUUGAUGUCAGUGCGUUUGUAGAGGCAUGCUGGGCUUCACUGACACACGCGCGUGUUCGACUGGCUGCUGCUGCUGCUCUUGUCUUACCCGAAACGCACGCCGAGGCGCCACGGGGCUACGCCGCAGCCAUGGCCGUCAGCUUCGAAGAGAAGUGCAUGGGCCUCACAAACGUGACAGGGCGCCUUCUACCGGAUGAGCUCUGCACAAUGAUUGAGAUUGUGAACCUCAUGCAUCAUCAGAGGCAGGUGGUGUCGGCUGACUCACAGCAACAACAACAGCAGCAAACAUACACACGCGAGAUGUACAUUGCCGAGAUAUUCGUCCUUCACAGCAUCGCCCUGACGAAGCACGGCCUGGAUGCCGCCCCCAAGAUGAUCAACUCUGUCCUCGGGCUCCCUGACGACGUCGACCUCGGCAACGGUGCCACGUCACCACCACCAGCAGAAGCAGACGCAGAGUUUUUAUCUCGUGUGGAGUUGGGACGGAGUUUGAGGCGUGCAGUCGAGCAGACGCAGUGGCCGUGGUUUCUCUUCCCACUCUACGACGACGAGGUCACAAGCAAGUUGGCGUGGUGUGUUUGGAUGCAGCGGACAUUGGGGGUGCAUCAGCGCAUGAAACACCUGCUGGGGUGGGAGGUGAUCCUUUGCCACGCGUUGAGGUGGGUGGUAUCGCACCGCGAGUCGCAGCGGGACUGGCACAGCCCCAACAGCAGCAGAGGCAACACCAGCAAAAACACUGCACACGCUGAGAAGGCGGAGAUGUACAGUUUGCUGGAGAAGCUGUAUUGUGGCAUACUUCCGCGGGCAGGUGGGGCCAUCACCGCUUCUACUGCUGCCGCAGACACGCUGAGGGCGCUCACCGCCUACGCCGCGCCACACGCGGAGGAAUCAAUGGAGCGCCGCCUCUUUGAUGCACUGGCGGUGACCGCUACGGCUUGCGAGCCGGCAACAGCCGUCGCCAUUGUGCGUCUUCUUUCACACACUAUUAUCGAAGAGGAAAACAUCCAGAACGGCGCCUCAAGCUAUGUUCCUACGCCUAUGAAUAGUGGCGGCGGUGCAAUGACGUCUUCCUUUGGUGCCGAGGGGCUUUUACGGCGGUGGGCGGCAACCGGGCGGCUGAGCGACGAGGCGCCGCCACAAGGCGCAGUACUUUGGGACCUGGAUAACUUCGUGGAGCUGCUGCAGGCGGUGGCGGGGCAGCACGAGUGCACCACUCUAUGCAGUGAUGGGGUUGAAACCAUUAUUCUACAGCAACUCGUGGAAGGCAUCGCGCGUGAGUAUCUGCAGCAGCACCUCCCAUUGACUACCUUUGAGCGUGAGGUGCUGUCUCGCGCACUGGAGGAGGUCAUGUGGCACCCUGAUUCUUUACAUGAGGCACUGGCUGAGACACCACUAUGA
This is a messenger RNA of Trypanosoma grayi, 1905 nucleotides long. RefSeq lists its product as hypothetical. The record is from RefSeq and is a predicted model, not a curated record. The coding region runs from base 1 to 1905 and encodes 634 amino acids. The transcript has a single exon. Lineage: Eukaryota; Euglenozoa; Kinetoplastea; Trypanosomatida; Trypanosomatidae.